AACAGGUAAUUUCAAUAAUGGAGAACUUUGUGAUGCAUAUGAACAGUGGGGAUGAUGCACAUAGCUACGCUAGAAAUUCUGGUUUUCAAAGAUUUGUGAUAUCAAAAACAUGGCCCGUGCUAGAUAAAACCCUUAAAGAAAUGUUCGAUAAAACCGAGUUCAAAAGUGGCUUCAGGAUGAUCGAUCUAGGCUGUGCAUCAGGACCAAACACUUUAAUUGUUAUCUCCCAUAUAAUAGAUACCAUCAAAAGUCUUUGCAAAUGUGACCAAUUGCCUGAAAUUGAGGUUUACUUGAAUGAUCUUCCUGCCAAUGAUUUCAACAAUUUGUUCAAGAUGUUGCCUAGUUUUCGUCGAGGCUGGAAAAAUUGCUUCGUAUUCGGCCUUCCGGGAUCCUUUUGCGAAAGAUUGUUGCCAAGAAAUAGUCUUCACUUUGCCUACUCAAACUAUUGUCUUCAAUGGUUAUCACAGAUUCCUGAAGGGGUUGAGAAGAUUAAUAAGGAAAAUUUCUUUGCUACAAAGACGAGUCCUGUAGAGGUAUUCAAAUCUUACGAACGGCAAUUCCAAAGAGAUUUCUCGAGUUUCUUAAUGAAUAGGGGAGAAGAGAUGAUGAUUGGAGGGCAUAUGGUGUUGUCAUUCAUCGGCAGAAGUUCUAUCGACUUCUCUUCAGAAGAUGCUUGUGCAAGCUUUAGGCUUCUUGCAGAGGCACUUGUCGACAUGGUUGCCGAGGGCCUCAUCAAUGAAGAAGAUCUGCAUUUGUUCAAUAUCCCAAUGUACCUUCCAUGUCUAGAGGAAGUCGAGGCAAUUAUCAAGCAUGAAGGGUCUUUCAAUGUCAAAAUCUUGGAUUCUUUCGAGGUUCCAUGGGACCCUAACCUCUAUGAGGAUGAUGAUUAUGAAAAGGUAUUCGACAAGUAUAGAAGCGGAAUAAUAAUUGCGAGUUAUAUUCGUGCAAUCAUGGAGCCAUUGCUUUCUAAUCACUUUGGGAAUGCAACUAUUGACAUGAAUAACCUAUUCGAAAAGCACGCACAAAAAUUGGGAGAUUAUAUCGACGAGGAGAUGCCGUCAUACCUUACCUUGCUUAUUUCUUUAAUUAGAAUGUAAGAUCUCUCUCUCUUUCACGGUAUAUAGUUUAGGAUAUUGGAUGUGCUUUUUCUUGUGUGUUUACAAAUGCCGGGUAUAUUUAAUUUGAUCGUUUUGGAUUAUGUUUUGGUGAAAAAACCCCACUCUUGUAAUGUAUAAAUUAACUAGGGGCUAAUAAACCAAAAAUGUGUGAGUGUA
Andrographis paniculata is the source of this 1274-nucleotide messenger RNA. RefSeq names its product benzoate carboxyl methyltransferase-like. Bases 18 to 1097 code for a protein of 359 amino acids. The record is from RefSeq and is a predicted model, not a curated record. Gene Ontology annotation, biological process: methylation. Gene Ontology annotation, molecular function: S-adenosylmethionine-dependent methyltransferase activity. The transcript is spliced from 4 exons. Lineage: Eukaryota; Viridiplantae; Streptophyta; Magnoliopsida; Lamiales; Acanthaceae.